Messenger RNA from Geodia barretti, 333 nucleotides. The record is from the annotation of a GenBank genome assembly. Lineage: Eukaryota; Metazoa; Porifera; Demospongiae; Tetractinellida; Geodiidae.
AUGGAGUUCAACACGGUGUCCAUCUCGGACGGCAUCACCAUGGGCAGCGACGGGAUGCGCGCCUCGCUGAUCAGCCGCGAUGGUGUAUCGCCGAUUCCAUCGAGCUCGUGGCCCGGGGCAGGCAACUGGUUCGACGGCCUCGUCGUGCUGGUGGGCUGCGACAGACAUCCCCGGCGGCGUGAUGGCGUGGCGCGGGUCGACAUCCCGGGCCUCGUGCUCUACGGCGGCUCGAUCGCGCCGGGGCGGUGGGAGGGGCGCGACGUCACCAUCCAGGACGUGUUCGAGGCGGUCGGGCACGCACGCGGCCGGCAAGAUGACCGACGCGCGCGCUGA